GGAUCAGGAAACACUCCGAGAGGAACUCGGUCUCGACUUCAACCGCUAAAACUACAUUUAAAACGACAUGAAGUGAAUAACUUUGCGACUCGAAGGACGAGUCCGUCCAACGGAAGACUGCGUUUUAAACGAGGAGCUGCCCACGCGCUGCCGGCGUCCUACAGGAGGAUGGCAGGCCUGCUCUCGUCUGUGAAGCGAGGGCUGCAGCUUGAGGCUCUGAGGGAAGCCGGCCGCCAGUAUCCCGUCUUCUGCUUCGUGCUGCUGGCGAUGGCGUCGCUGACUCUGCUGCUCACCAGGUUCCUCCACGUCCUGAUGGUGUUCUGGUCGUUCCUGGCCGGCGUGGCCACGUUCUACUGCUCCCUGGGCCCAGAGUCCCUCCUGCCCAACGUGUUCUUCAGCGCCGGGCCCAGGAGAGAACGGCGUGAGCAGGAGUUGUUUCCUUCGGGUCACAGCUGUGCCGUGUGCGGGAAGGUGAAGUGCAACCGUCACCGGCCGACGCUGCUCCUGGAGAACUACCAGCCGUGGUUGGACCUGAAGGUUCCCUCCAAAGUGGACGCUUCAGUAGCCGAGGUGUUUGAGUUGGUUCUGGAGAACUUUGUGUACCCCUGGUACAGGGACAUCACGGACGACGAGGCGUGUGUGGACGAAGUGAGGACGACCUUCCGCUUCUUCGCGUCGGUGCUCGUCCGCCGGGCUCAAAAGGUGGACGUUCCGGCCGUGUUUGCAGACAAAGUGUUGAAAGCUGUCAUGAAGCACAUUGAGAUCAUUGCAAAAGCUCGACACAAAGUGAAGAACGUGGAGGCCCUGCAGCAGGCCGCUCUGGAUGCAUACGGUCCUGACCUCCACAUCGCGCUGCACAGCCGCAAAGACGAGCUGCUGUACCUGAGGAAGCUGACGGAGAUGCUGUUCCCCUACGUCAUGCCGCCCAAAGCCACCGACUGCAGGUCUCUGGCGCUGCUGCUCCGGGAGGUGAUGGCCGGUUCCGUGUUGCUGCCCACGAUGGACUUCAUGGCCGACCCGGACACUGUGAACCUCAUGGUGCUGAUCUUCCUCGAUGAGACUCCCCCUGAAGCCUCCACCGAUGCUCCGUCCUCUCUGGUGCCGUUCUUACAGAAAUACGCAGACGUCAGCAACAAGAAGGCGUCUGUGCUGAAGCUGGACCUGAAGGAGAUCCGGGAGCAGCAGGACCUCCUGUUCCGCUUCAUGAACUUCCUGAAGCAGGAAGGAGCUGUUCACGUGCUGCAGUUCUGCCUCACUGUGGAGGAGUUCAACGAUAAGAUCUUGAGUCCAGACCUGAGCGACUCUGAGCUGCAGCGGCUUCACGGUGAAGUGCUUCACAUCUACAAGACGUACUGCCUGGAGGAGAGCGUCGACAAGAUCAGCUUCGACCGCUUCAUCGUGGAGGAGAUCCGCAUCAUCGCUGAAGGCCCGUACCUCGGCGUGGUGAAGCUGCAGACCAUGCACUGCCUGUUCGAGGCCUACGAGCACGUCCUGUCUCUGCUGGAGAGGGUCUUCACCCCCAUGUUCUGCCACAGCGACGAGUACUUCAGACACCUGCUGAGGGGAGCUGAGUCUCCAGCCAGGAACUCACGCACCAACAGGAACUUGUCGAAGCGAGGCGAGUCGUUCGGCAUCAGCCGGAUCGGCAGCAGAAUCAAAGGCGUGUUCAAGAGCGCCGCCAUGGAGGGCGCCGUGCUGCCGCCGGGCGCCAUGAGCGACCUGGACGAGGAGCCGGUGGAGGAGGCCACCGUGGUGCUGGAGGACGACGCCCCCCCCGAGCCGGCCUCCUCGCCGGACUCCCCGAGGAACCUGUCGGCGUGGAGCGUCGCCAUCCCGUACAUCGACGUCUACGACGACGACGUGAAGCGGGAGAAGGUCCCCGUGUUCUGCAUCGACGUGGAGCGCAAGGACAGGAAGGAGGUGGGUCACGACCCGGAGCGGUGGUCCGUGUACCGGCGGUACCUGGAGUUCUACGUGCUGGAGUCCAAACUCACCGAGUUCCACGGCACAUUUGCAGACGCUCAGCUUCCGUCUAAAAGAAUCCUCGGACCAAAGAAUUCUGACUUCCUUUCCUCCAAGAAGGAAGAGUUUGAGGAAUAUUUACAGAGGCUCCUGCAGCAUCCAGAGCUCAGUAACAGUCAGCUGUUGGCAGACUUCCUGUCUCCUCACAGCAUGGAGUCUCAGUUCCUGGACCGGAUGCUGCCCGACGUCAACCUGGGAAAGAUGUUUAAGUCUGUUCCGGGGAAGCUGAUGAAGGAGGUUCAGGGACCUCGGGAUUUCUUACCGCCGACGACACUAAGCACAUUGAACUGUUUCUUCCAGAAAGGACAGAACCUGGACCCGUUCAUCCAGUCCUUCUUCAACUCCUGCGAGUCGCCCAAACCCAAACCCGGCCGCCCGGAGCUGACGAUCCUCAGCCCGGCCCCCGAGAGCAGCAAGAAGCUCUUCACCGACUUGUUCAAGAACAACGCAAACCUGUCUGAGAGUUCAGAGAAGAGGCACAACGACAACUUCUUCCUGGAGGCGGUCUCUGUAGACGGCAUGUACGACUCCGUGAUGCACGUCGGCCGGACGGUGUUCCACAUGGCCGACUGGCUCCACCAGGCUCUGUCUGCUGGCCGGAUCCUCGUGAAGAACUCGUUUGAAGGCUACAUGGACCGGUUCCUGCAGUCCAAGCUGGACCUGAUCCUCCAGGAGCACCACCUGGUGUCCCUCAUCACGCAGCUCCGAGACUCCAUGUUCUGUGAGAGCAGUGAGCAGCGACCGCCAGAGGACCAACUCCUCCGAGCCCAGAGGACGUUUGAUGAGAUGAUGAACUACCUUCCAGACGCGGUGGUCCGCUGCAUCGGCCAGGAGGCGAAGCGCGACGGCGUGCGCCUCCUGUUUGACGGCUUCCAGCAGCCCGUCCUCAACAAGCAGAUGACGUACGUCCUGCUGGACGUGGCCGUGCGGGAGCUCUUCCCCGAGCUCAGCAAGCUGAGCGAGUGACGUCGUCCCGUGAGCUCCUCAUGGCACGGCAACACGUAGCUCAGGUGUUAGCGGAUCAGUGAGGCGAGCCAGGUGUCUCCUCUGCAGGGAGCCGACACAUCCCGCCUUAUCGAUUAUGGAUUAUUGAUCGGCGCGACACGAUUUCCCCCCCGAAAAACUUCAGGGUCAUCUUUACAUUCCAAUGUAUAUAAAAGCAUUAAUAAAAAGAUUUAUAUUUAUUGAUGUCA
Molecule: messenger RNA, 3215 nt
Organism: Pseudoliparis swirei
Lineage: Eukaryota; Metazoa; Chordata; Actinopteri; Perciformes; Liparidae
Gene: snx14
Product: sorting nexin 14
Exons: 28
Coding region: 169-2988 (939 amino acids)
Biological process (GO): autophagosome maturation
Cellular component (GO): late endosome
Molecular function (GO): phosphatidylinositol-3,5-bisphosphate binding
Source: RefSeq, a predicted model, not a curated record